Sparassis crispa is the source of this 924-nucleotide messenger RNA. Its product is annotated as Prohibitin-2. The record is from RefSeq and is a predicted model, not a curated record. The coding region runs from base 1 to 924 and encodes 307 amino acids. The transcript is spliced from 9 exons. NCBI's taxonomy places the organism in Eukaryota, Fungi, Basidiomycota, Agaricomycetes, Polyporales, Sparassidaceae. Gene Ontology annotation, biological process: mitochondrion organization. Gene Ontology annotation, cellular component: membrane; mitochondrion.
AUGAAUGGCCCAGAAGCUUUCAGACGGUUUGCUCAACAGGUCCAACGUGCAAGCCAAGGCGGUGGCGGUCGUAUGCCCAGCGGCAAGGGGCUUACCGCUGGAGGUGGUCUGUUGAUCGCUCUCAUAGGCGGAGGUCUCGCGCUUAACGCAAGCUUGUUCAAUGUUGAUGGUGGUCACCGUGCUAUCAAAUACACACGGUUGAACGGUGUGACAGAGACCGUCUACCCUGAAGGAACUCAUCUCAUGAUCCCCUGGUUCGAGACACCUAUCGUCUUCGACAUACGUGCAAAGCCACGUAACAUCGCCAGUCUCACAGGCACAAAAGAUCUCCAGAUGGUCAACAUCACAUGUCGUGUACUGUCAAGACCCAACCCCAGUUCGUUACCUACAAUCUACCGCGAGCUCGGCACGGACUACGACGAGCGUGUACUCCCUUCAAUUGUAAAUGAAGUCCUGAAAAGCGUGGUAGCACAGUUCAACGCCAGUCAGCUGAUCACACAACGAGAAAUGGUGUCUCGGCUUGUACGCGAGAACUUGACUCGCCGCGCAUUGCGGUUCAAUCUCGUGCUGGAUGACGUCUCAAUUACGCACGUUGCAUUCUCACCAGAGUUCACGCACGCUGUGGAGGCGAAACAAGUCGCACAACAAACCGCCCUUCGGGCCGCUUUUCUCGUUGACCAGGCCAUUCAGGAGAAGCAGUCAAUCAUCGUCCGGGCACAGGGCGAAGCCCAGAGCGCUGAGCUCAUCGGAGACGCGGUGCGGUCGAACAAAGGGUUCCUGCAAUUGCGUCGCCUCGAGGCGGCGCGUGACAUCGCGAAUCUCCUUGCAGCAUCAGGAAACCGGGUGAUGCUUGACUCGCACAGUCUGCUUCUGAAUGUCACGGAAGAUGCGAGUGAUCUCCUUCAGUUCAACAAGAAGAAGUGA